This is a messenger RNA of Cantharellus anzutake, 561 nucleotides long. RefSeq lists its product as uncharacterized. The transcript has 2 exons. The coding region runs from base 1 to 561 and encodes 186 amino acids. Gene Ontology annotation, cellular component: exon-exon junction complex; cytoplasm. Gene Ontology annotation, molecular function: RNA binding. The record is from RefSeq and is a predicted model, not a curated record. Gene Ontology annotation, biological process: exon-exon junction complex disassembly. Lineage: Eukaryota; Fungi; Basidiomycota; Agaricomycetes; Cantharellales; Hydnaceae.
AUGUCGCGGAACACCCUUCCUCCGCUUACUCCCGCUGAGACUACCUCAGGGAUCAUCGUCGAUUCUCAAACACUCGAGCGAGUGGUGCCAGAGUCGAAACGUACGGAUGGGAGCGUACGCAAAGAGAUCAAGAUCCGACCUGGGUUCACCCCGCAGGAAGAUGUUAGUCGGUUCAGAGGCACACGACAGAAGCAGGCAGACAAAAACGCCUUGCCGAAGGGUUACAUACCUGGCUGGGCACCCCCUCCUGAGCCAAAGAAGAAAUCAAAGCCCAAACAAGCCGACGUCGUUAGUACCCCUCCAUCGAAACCUGCGUCGAAAACUCUGAAGCGGAAGGAGAAUAAGGAGCAAGACAAUGGAAAACCUAGCGCUUCUGAGAAAGUGCCGGAUACUUGGGAUUCAGACGAGGGCGCAACAAGGUCUGGGGCGAAGGAAACGACAGCAUCCCAGGUCCCUAGCACGGUGUCAGAGAAAAAUGCUAGUAAGGGGAAAGCUCCGAAGUCAGAAGAGGAAGAGGGUGUUAGCACUGUAACUAACAAAUUGGAUAAGAUGGGUCUGUAA